AAGAAGUUCAUUGGCCGAUUUGGCAAAUGGUCGACUUUGUUUACAUUUUCUCCUCGUCUUUGCUUUUGCCGAAUGAGCAACACGCGCCUUCCCUUAAUGUGAUAAAAAUUCAAUUUUUUCGACGCAGGUAGUUCUGAAGUUACUUGCCCAGUGCUUAUAUUUUUUAUCUAUUUUCAGUCAUCACUUUUAGUCUAAACACAGGAUCCCCCACCACUGUGAUCGAGUGAUUUCCACCAUCUCGAUGAGAAUCUUAGGGUUUGUUAAAAUUUUCAAGGAAAUCUAAUGGUUAUUCCUGGAAAAUGUAAUUUCACAAGCUUCCAAUCACCAAAACCAAGAUCACUCUAAGUUUUGUGCAGUGUAUUGUUUUGACGAAAAUGGCGGCGUGCUGCUCCUGCCUCAUCUACGUUCUAACAUUGGGCUUAAUCUCAACAUCGUAUUUUGCCAUUCACACUUUGAGUUCCCCUGGAAGUGAAUCAAGUGAAUCAAAUGCAAUACCAGAAUUUCUAGCUUUCACUGUAGCAACGAAUGAGACAGAUGCAUACAAGCAACUCAGAAGUUCCGCUGAAUUAAAUUUCAUUAAACUCCAGACUUUGGGGAUGGGCAGACGAUGGACUGGAGGUGAUGUUCUGUACGGUCCAGGUGGCGGAUUAAAAGUGAAUUUAUUGAAGGAUGCCUUAGAGUCCUAUAAACAUAUGCCUGAUUUGAUCAUUCUGUUCGUUGAUGGGUAUGAUACUAUUAUGCUUUCCUCAGUUGACAAUAUCAUCAGUAAAUUCAAAGAAUUUGAUGCCCGCAUCGUGUUCACAGCAGAGCCAACCGUUUGGCCAGAUCCAAAGCUUGCCAAGGAUUACCCUGAAACAGAUUCUCAUUAUAAGUAUUUAAAUUCUGGUGGUUAUAUUGGGUAUGCCAAUGAUUUGUACACACUUUUAAGCACUGUUUCGAUCAAGGACUCGGACGAUGAUCAGUUAAUGUUCACAAAACUAUUUUUGGAUGAAGCCAUUAGAUCAAAACAUAAAAUUAAGCUUGAUUAUAAAGCUGAAAUUUUCCAGGCUCUGUCUUUUGCAGAAGACGAUGUUGAAGUGAGGUGGAAUGAUGAAACUGGUGCUUUCUUGUACAACAAACGUCACUCAACGGCUCCUCUCAUUGUCCAGGGUAAUGGAAAAAGCAAACACCUCUUAAAUACUCUUGGUAACUAUCUACCCAACAAAUGGACACCUCAAGCUGGGUGUUUAACUUGUGCUGAGAAUAAAAUUGACCUUAGCUCUUUAAAGCCAAAAAAUUACCCUCGUGUCCUGCUUGGUGUUUUCAUAGAUAAACCAACUCCUUUCAUCGAAGAAUUUCUUGCUAAAGUUACCGCCCUGGACUACCCUCCAAAGAAAGUAUCCUUAUUUUUGUACAAUAAUGUCUCUUACCAUGAAGAAAUAGUGAAAAGUUUCAUAGAAAAAUCUGACUACCUCCAUAUCAAAACUAUCAACCCGGAAGAUGAUAUUCCUUAUGAAGAUGCUCUCUCCGCUGCAGUCGAGUAUUGCCUUCAGAAAUCCUGUGACUAUUACUUCAUGAUUCAAAGUGAGGCACAUCUAGAUAAUGCAGACACUUUGAAACUUCUCAUUGAACAAAAUAAAACCAUAAUCGCGCCAAUGUUGGUAAGGCCGUUCAAAAUGUGGUCCAACUUUUGGGGAGCCGUCAGCCCUGCUGGGUUUUAUGCAAGAUCGUUUGACUAUUUGGAUAUCAUCGGUGAUCACAGAAAAGGAUUAUGGAACACGCCGUAUGUUUCAACUGCCAUCCUGAUCAAUGCAACUUUAUUCCAAACAAAAGCACUUCGUCCAAUUUACAAAUACCAGGGUCUUGAUCCAGAUAUGAGUUUUUGUGCCUACUAUCGAGAUAUGUACACUUUUAUGUACGUGGACAACCAAGUCAUCUAUGGUCAUCUUGUUAGCAAAGACUUCUUUGACACAGCAAGGACAAACCCGGACUUCUAUGAAAUGCGGGAAAACAAGUAUGAUUGGGACAAACGUUAUCUUCAUGAAGAGUACUAUGAAAAUUUGAAACUCGGGGCCGCAACUCAUCAGCCUUGUCCUGAUGUGUACUGGUUCCCCAUUGGAUCGCCAAGAUUCUGCAAAGAGUUAAUCGAAAUAGUUGAAGCAUAUGGUCAGUGGUCAGAUGGAUCCAAUAAUGAUUCAAGAUUGGAAACAGGGUAUGAAGCAGUUCCAACGAGAGAUAUUCACAUGAAUCAAGUUGGACUGCACGGUCAGUGGCUUGAAUUUCUCCGAGUCUAUGUGAAACCUCUUCAGGAGAAAGUCUUCAUUGGAUAUCAUCAUGAUUAUCCCAGAUCAUUGAUGAAUUUUGUUGUACGCUACAAGCCAGGAGAACAACCCUCCUUAAGGCCUCAUCAUGAUUCGUCUACUUAUACAAUCAAUAUUGCUCUAAAUGAAGCGCAUAAAGACUUUGAGGGUGGAGGUUGUCACUUCUUAAGAUACAAGUGCUCAGUGACGGACACUCGACUCGGUUGGAUGUUAAUGCAUCCGGGGCGAUUGACUCACUACCACGAAGGUCUAGAAGUUACCGAGGGAACGCGAUACAUUAUGAUAUCCUUUGUCGACCCUUAAGUUCAUGCAGUUUCAGCUGCAAUCAUCUUUAUAUUUUUUGCUCCUCAAGGGAUGAACUCCAAUAUUUCUAAGGUUAAUUUUUUACUUUUUUAAUGUUAUCUGAAUAGGUACCAAUUUAUGUAGGCAGAAAAAUGCAAAUGAAGCCUUCUACAUAACAACAAUGGACAUGCAAUUUAUUUUAAAUAGAGCAUCCGUUGUUGUUUUACUGACAUAGUUACAAAUGUCAAGAAAGCACGGGAAGAACUGAGUAAAAAUUUGCAUUAUAAUCGUUUGUGUGUUUAAAAAGAAUGAAUAAAAAUCGCCAGAAAUCCUAAUUUUUUGCUGCCAUAAACCAAUUUGGUUUUUGCUCUGAUAAGACUAAUUUUUAAUUUAUAAUGUCUCCUUGUAAUUCAAAAAAUUGAUUUUUGUAAUUUUAGCAGGAAUAAUGUUUUAUCCAUCUUUAAAGUAUGCCAUAAAUUUUACCAUUUUUAUCAAAUUUGCUAUGCAGAAACUUCUGAGUCUUUUGAAUCAAAACUUAAGUGUAUAGAUUCAGUGCCACUCAUUUUUAUCGAUGAAUCAAGUCAAAAAUAAUAAUCGUUUUGUGUUUGAGAUUUUUGUAAUUUUUCAAAAAAAUUUUCUUACUUUAAUCAGUUAGGCUAUCCUUGCUUUAAUUUGCUAAAAUAAGAAUGCAGUAUGCAUUACAGACGCAUAAGCAGACCCAGGAGAAUCACUUAAUUCUCGAAGAGUAAAUUUUGCUUCCAUUUACAACGCAUAUCAUGCCUUACUAAUCAUCUCUUUUAAUCUUUUGUCAAAAUUUGUUGAUGACAAAGCAAAAAUCAGGAUUUUUUAGAAGGAUCUUUUUCUUAUUUUGAUGAUUGGUCAGACCUUGAUUAGUAGCGACAAAACUUGAGUAUCAUUUUUGGGCGUGACCCUUUUCUGUCCACCUACUUUAUUGGUUUUGUCAUUUUGAGUUUUGAAGGAACUUUAUCUAGUCUCAUUUUGGUCUCUUUAUUGCUUACUCCUAAAAAUUUUAUUAUUUUUGUAAUCUCAUUUAAAUUCUAAAGAAUGUCUAAAUGGAGUAACAAUUUUAAAUUAUCAUGGGUUUGAAAGUUUUCACAAUCGAUCAAAGCCGAUCAUUUCCUUGUAAUACACGAUUAUUUCAACUUCGGCACUUUUUCUUGUCAUUAACUAAUGAAUUAGGGGGCGUCAAACUAUGAGCUUAAAGUGAUAUGGGAUCAGAAAUUUUCAAUGUAUCUGCUUAUUUACUGACAGAACACCUCCUUAAAAUAUGUUAAGCUCUGUAAACAUUUAAAAACUUAAGAAAGCAAAUGUAAAUUGUAAUAAUAUUUGAUUUUUCUCCGACCUAGCAUGUUUUGGGAAUGUUUAUAGUUGUACGUAAACACCUAACAAACAAUCAGAUGUUACUCAUGAUCUAGGUAUAAUACUCAUUGAUUUGUAUUUCUUCUUACUCAUUUUGUUUCGAUUAUUUCAUCAGAAGUCUUGUUACUCAUCAAAAAUGAAAUGAUCCUUUUAACUUUCAUUUAUUUAUUUGAAACUUUGUUCCCCAAUUUUCGGUGUAAUAUAAUUUUCUUGUGGCCUAGCAAACAAAAAUAUAUGAUCGAAAAUUCUGCAAUUUAUACUCUUAGCACCGAGAAGAAUCAGUAAAAUUUUGGGUAUAUUUGUCUUUGGUUUACAGAGAAAUAUAGCAAUGUCAUUAGAAUAUUCAUCAAUAUUGUUAACUGCUGUAAUGUUCAAUUCACAGAAUUAAUCAGACGUUUUUUUGGUGCGCACAGAAAAACUUCAUUUCUGAUAAUUUUAUAGUAUGACAUGCCCAACAUUUGUUCUACCCCCCCCCCCCUUUUUUUUUAUUUAUUUAAUCAGUGAACAUCUGAAGUCAUUGUGAACAAAAAAUUCAAUUUUUUUCAUUGGAUAUUUUGAAGCUUUAUUUUCCAUUUUACAUCUGCUACCUAUUGUAAGUUGUGACUUUUUUGGCAGAUCAUUGAAUCCUAGCUAUUAGUUUGUACAUAAUUUUUAAAUCAGUUCCUUUUUUAUGCGAAAAUAAUCUUUCAUGGGAAAAAAUUAGGGCAAAAAAAUUUGAAAUUUACACACAAGUAAUGGUGCCAAAUUUCAAUUUGUUUUCCAAAGUUUUCCUCUUUUUCUACAUUGUGAUUCUUCCAUCGUUUAUAUCUAAUUUUAUAAAUGGUCUUCUCUUUUCUUGUAUAUUAUUUUUUCUCUUUUUGUAGGUAUUUUGUUUUACUUUUAGUUUGUAAUUCAUUUUGCAAGAUGAUGCAUCAGUCAAUUUUGGUAUGUUUUAAUCAGUAAAAAGUCUCUCCUCGGGCAAAUAUUGGAGCCCAUGUUACGUGUUAACCAUUAAUUUUAUAGGUUUCAUCUCUUCAAAACUUGGAUUAGUAGUUAAAAUUACUGUUCGCCUGUACAAAACAAUUCCAUAAUAAAUUUUUUUAUUUUAACAGCAAAA
This is a messenger RNA of Bemisia tabaci, 5058 nucleotides long. RefSeq names its product procollagen lysyl hydroxylase (gene Plod). Gene Ontology annotation, cellular component: endoplasmic reticulum. Gene Ontology annotation, molecular function: iron ion binding; L-ascorbic acid binding; procollagen-lysine 5-dioxygenase activity. NCBI's taxonomy places the organism in Eukaryota, Metazoa, Arthropoda, Insecta, Hemiptera, Aleyrodidae. Gene Ontology annotation, biological process: peptidyl-lysine hydroxylation. The record is from RefSeq and is a predicted model, not a curated record.